AUGGAGCCCGCCAUCCAAGCUAUCCUGAUGGCACACCCCGAGCCCUCUCCCAGGCCCGUUGACAUCGUUGCCUGCGGUAGUACCAUCGGGAACUUGCUCCGCUUCAUCCGAGGUGACGAGAGACCCUUCCGGAUGCUCCUCGAGGUGGUUGGCGAUGCUGUCCACCUAAUCCGUAGGGAAAAUUCCCCGAAAGAGACAAUGUCUGAUGUCAGGGGCUACGGACACAAGUUUCCAGAGGCUUACACGACUUGGGAUUCUGAAGUCCGUGGUUCAACAUCUCAUCAGCGGAUCAUUCAAUACGACUUUGGGGGGCUUCGUUGCCUUGUUCGUCACGAGGGUGAUGGCUACCUCCAACAUAAACAAGGCUCCUCUACGAACGAUACCCGCACCACCUUUGUUGAAAAUGUUUCAGUCGAUAGCCUGAUCGAAAACCUCAAAGUCAAGGAGACGGCACCAGGGAGUCCGCAAGACCAAUCUCAGCAAGUACAACUGAAGAGUGGCGGGUUUGAGGUGCCCCAAUGUGCAGUUUUUGAUCUCAAGACUCGGUCAGUUAAGCGCAAAGGCAGUGAUUUCCUUGGCGAGGAACUUCCGCGUUUAUGGGCUGCCCAGAUUCCUAACUUCAUCCUGGCCUACCAUGAUAGGGGCACGUUCAAGGAUAUUGAGGUCAUGGAUGUGGUUCAGGAGGUCAAAGCCUGGGAGACAUCGAAGAACCCGGAGCUCUCUCGACUAGCGGCGCUCCUGUCUCACAUUGUCCGCCUUGCUCGUGCACAGAGGAAUGACAGGCUUGAGCUCAGCCGCCAACAUCUCGACAGGCUCGAGAUUCGGAACCAGUGCCCUGGACUAUCUUCCGCAUUCUCUAGUGAAGUCAAUGAUGAGUGGGCAAUGUGGCUAGCUGGAGAUGAUACACAGGAUGGCCCGAGUACGGAUGGUGAGGAUGGACUUCAGUGGAGCGAUGGCGAAGGUGACUACACAGCCUGUUCCGAGAGCUGUUCAUACUGUGGAAAGUGUACGUAUUGA
Colletotrichum lupini is the source of this 1017-nucleotide messenger RNA. RefSeq names its product geranylgeranyl pyrophosphate synthetase. Bases 1 to 1017 code for a protein of 338 amino acids. The record is from RefSeq and is a predicted model, not a curated record. The transcript has a single exon. Lineage: Eukaryota; Fungi; Ascomycota; Sordariomycetes; Glomerellales; Glomerellaceae.